Prorocentrum cordatum is the source of this 1509-nucleotide messenger RNA. Lineage: Eukaryota; Dinophyceae; Prorocentrales; Prorocentraceae. The record is from the annotation of a GenBank genome assembly.
AUGCUGCAGGCCCCCGGAGGCGGCGCGGGGCCGCCGGGCCCCGUACCGAGCCCCCUGGCGGCGCGGUGGAGCCUGGGGCUGCGGCUGCUGCGGGAUGCGUCGCGGUCUGGCACGCAGUUCGGCAACAUCCCCUGGAACCAGGCCAUCAGCGCAUCCGGGAAGGGCAGGCAGUGGCAGCAUGCUCUCGCGCUGCUGAGCGAGAUGGUGCAGUCAGAGGUGGAGUUGGAUGAAUUCAGCUGCACUGCCGGGAUCAGCGCCUGCGAGAAGGGCGGUCAAUGGCAGUGGGCGUUGUCGUUGCUGAGCGAGCUCUGGGAGGCUAAACUGCAGCUGGGCAUCAUCAGCUGCAACGCCGCAGUCAGCGCGUGCGAGAAAGGCAAGCAAUGGCAACAUGCACUGUCGGUUCUCAAGCUAGCUCGGGAAGUGGAACUGGAGCCCAACACCAUCAGCUACAAUGCUGGACUCAGCGCGUGCGAGAAAGGUUGGCAGUGGCAGCGAGCGCUGCUGUUGCUCGGCGAGUUGAGGGAGGUAGAGUUGGAGCCGACCAGUAUCUCCUACAAUGCCGGGAUCAGCGCGUGCGAGAAAGGCGGACAAUGGCGGCUGGCGCUGCGGCUGCUCACCGAGCUCCUGGAGGUGAGGCUGGAGCCCACCGUGAUCAGCUACAGCGCCGGAGUCAGCGCGUGCGAGAAAGGGGGACAGUGGCAGCAGGCGCUGGCUGUGCUCGCCGCUUUGCGCGAGGCAUUGCUGGAACCAAAUACGAUCACCUACAACGCCGGGAUCAGCGCGUGCGAGAAGGGCAGGCAGUGGCAGCAAGCGCUGUGUCUGCUCAGCGAGUCGUCGGAGUUGCGCGCGAAUCCACAUGUAAUAAAUGGCCAUAAUGCUGCGAUUAGCGCGUGCGAGAAGGCGGGGCAGUGGCAGCGGGCGCUGUUGUUGUUCAUGGCGCUUCGCGAGGUGGAGUUGGAGCCGCAAGCCAUAAGCUACAAUGCUGUAAUUAGCGCGUGCGACAAAGGAUCGCAAUGGGAGCAUGCACUGGCACUUCUCGGAGAAAUGCGGGAGACGAAUCUGGAACCAGACGUCAUAAGUUGCAGUGCUGGAGUCAGUGCAUGCGAGAGGGGUGGGCUGUGGCAGCAGGCGUUGUUGCUUCUUCGUGAUUUGCGGGAGGCGCAGGUGGAGCUAGACGUCAUUAUCUGCAGUGCUGGCGUCAGCGCUUGCGAAAAGGGCGGGCAGUGGCAGCAGGCGAUACAUUUACUCAGCAUGCUGUUGGAUGCACAGGUGGAUCCAGACGUUAUCAUCUACAGUUCUGUAAUCAGCGCGUGCGAGAAACUCGGGCAGUGGCAGGUGGUGCUGUCGCUCCUCAGUGACAUGUGGAACUCGAAGAUGCAUCCAGACAUCAUGAGCUACCAAGCUGGGGUAAAUGCGUGCGAGCAAGGCGGGCGGUGGCGGGCAGCGCUGUCAUUGCUCAGGAAGGUGAUGGAAUUCGUAUCGGAGACUAGCGCGGACGGUUCGCACUAG